CAAACUGCCCCAACUCUAAUAUAGCCUCCGAUUCAACACCGCUCAAACCCUCUCUCUCUCCCCUCGCCGGAAAAAAAGAUCAAACUUACAAGCUCUCGCCUUUCCGUCUACGCUCCCUUCGAUUCUCAUCGGUCUGUCUUAGGGUUCGCAGAUUCGUGAAAGAUGUUUGGGAGGGCGCCGAAGAAGAGCGACAACACCAAGUAUUAUGAGAUCUUGGGAGUUUCCAAGAACGCUUCUCAGGAAGAUCUCAAGAAGGCCUACCGUAAAUCCGCCAUCAAGAACCACCCCGAUAAGGGUGGCGAUCCCGAGAAGUUCAAAGAGCUUGCUCAAGCUUAUGAGGUUCUGAGCGACCCAGAGAAACGUGAGAUUUAUGAUCAGUAUGGUGAAGAUGCAUUAAAGGAAGGAAUGGGUGGUGGUGGUGGUAUGCAUGAUCCAUUUGACAUCUUCCAAUCCUUCUUUGGUGGCAAUCCAUUUGGUGGAGGAGGAAGUAGCCGAGGCCGCAGGCAAAGAAGAGGGGAGGAUGUUGUUCACCCCCUUAAGGUGUCAUUAGAGGACCUCUACAAUGGAACAUCAAAAAAGCUGUCUUUAUCACGAAAUGUGCUCUGCCCAAAAUGCAAAGGCAAAGGGUCCAAGUCUGGUGCAUCAAUGAAAUGUUCUGGCUGCCAGGGCUCCGGGAUGAAAGUUUCUAUUAGACAACUCGGGCCGUCUAUGAUCCAGCAGAUGCAGCAUCCUUGCGGCGAGUGCAAGGGUACUGGUGAGACUAUUAAUGAGAAAGAUAGGUGCGGGCAGUGUAAGGGUGAGAAGGUUGUGCAAGAGAAGAAGGUGUUGGAAGUCCUUGUUGAGAAGGGAAUGCAGAAUGGUCAAAAGAUUACAUUCCCCGGAGAGGCUGAUGAAGCUCCGGACACUAUCACAGGAGACAUUGUGUUUGUCUUGCAACAAAGGGAACACCCUAAGUUCAAGCGAAAGGGAGAUGACCUUUUCGUGGAGCACACCUUAACCCUAACAGAAGCCCUUUGCGGUUUCCAGUUUAUCUUAACACACCUAGACAAUAGGCAGCUCCUCAUCAAAUCACAACCCGGAGAAGUUGUUAAGCCUGAUCAAUUCAAGGCCAUAAACGACGAAGGAAUGCCCAUGUAUCAAAGGCCAUUCAUGAGAGGAAAGCUGUACAUUCAUUUCACAGUUGAUUUUCCAGAGUCAUUAUCCCCUGAGCAAUGCAAGGGUCUCGAGGCUGUGCUGCCGCCUAAGCCCACAACAGGAAUCACCGACAUGGAACUGGAUGAGUGCGAGGAAACCACCUUGCACGAUGUCAAUAUCGAAGAGGAGAUGCGUAGGAAGCAGCAGCAGCAGGCACAGGAAGCAUAUGAUGAAGACGAUGAUAUGCAUGGCGGGGCACAGAGAGUACAAUGUGCCCAACAGUGAGUGAUGAAAACAAGGUGGAGACAACUCAUGGGGUGACCUUUCCUUAUCACAACUAGGAUUUACAGAUUGAUAGUUAAUUCCUGAAUGGUUUCUGAAUUUUUGUGUGUAAUGCAAAACUUGGUUAUAAAUAUUAAACUUUGAUGGUUU
Messenger RNA from Ipomoea nil (Japanese morning glory), 1566 nucleotides. Its product is annotated as dnaJ protein homolog. The transcript has 5 exons. The coding region runs from base 163 to 1419 and encodes 418 amino acids. Gene Ontology annotation, biological process: response to heat; protein refolding. NCBI's taxonomy places the organism in Eukaryota, Viridiplantae, Streptophyta, Magnoliopsida, Solanales, Convolvulaceae. The record is from RefSeq and is a predicted model, not a curated record. Gene Ontology annotation, cellular component: cytoplasm; cytosol. Gene Ontology annotation, molecular function: ATP binding; Hsp70 protein binding.